This is a messenger RNA of Rhizoctonia solani, 1167 nucleotides long. Its product is annotated as Sensitive to high expression protein. Gene Ontology annotation, biological process: inner mitochondrial membrane organization. NCBI's taxonomy places the organism in Eukaryota, Fungi, Basidiomycota, Agaricomycetes, Cantharellales, Ceratobasidiaceae. The coding region runs from base 1 to 1167 and encodes 388 amino acids. The transcript has 5 exons. Gene Ontology annotation, cellular component: mitochondrial inner membrane. The record is from RefSeq and is a predicted model, not a curated record.
AUGCUUGCUGCUCGCCGCCGACUUUACCGUCCGCUGCGGAUCACACCUGGGUUCAUUGUGGGUGGACCGGGAAGAGGGGGUGGAGGUGGGCAAGGGACUUUGAAGCCUGAGAAAACGCAGGUAGAGGCGGAUAAGAUCGUCAAGGAGUAUUUGGACUCGAUCAAGCCCGAGUCUGACGCGCCAUCUAGAGGUGAAUCGACCAAGCCUGUAGACGCAGCAGCACCGCCCAAGCUUGAAAUCCCUACUCCAAAAGAGGUCUCCAAGUCGGAUUCUCCCACUCCCAAACCGGCUACAGUAACAGCAGUGACGCCCCAAACCGAGACUCCAAAACCAGUCCCCCAGACCGACUCUUCCAUCUCUCAAAAACCCAAUGACCUAUCUCAACCACCACCACCCCAACUCUCUGAAAAGCUAUCGUCCGAUGCUAAAAAGGCCGGGCAGAGCCUAGCCAUGUGGAAAGAUGCCACGCUCAGUCUGUUACGAUCGCGAGGAGCCGAGGCGGCCACACAGCUCAACGCGCUCGGUGGGAAAUUGAACAAGGUCACGGGCUACGACGAGAUCGAGGCACUAAAGCGUAAAGUCGUCGAACGAGAGGAAACGAUCUCCGCACUCCGAGCGUCGGCGCGCAAGGCAAAAGUAGACUACGCCGAUGCCGUCUCGACCCGCGCAAACCGCCAACGCCAGGUGAACGAUCUCCUCCAGCGGAAAUCGACAUGGACCGACGGGGACGUGAUCGCGUUUACGAAACUGGUGCGGGAAGACCAUGCGAGUGCCGCGGCCGAGCUCGAAGCGAAAGCCAACCUCGAACGGGCCGAAGCCGCGGUCGACGCCGAGUUUGGCCGGCUCAUGCGCGCGAUCUUGGAUCGGUACCAUGAAGAACAGGUGUGGAGUGACAAGAUCAGGAGUGUGAGCACUUGCAAAGGGCCUAUUCCUGUCGACAACAAGGAAGAGCAGUUGCCGCCGGUAGAGCCCGUGCUUCCCAAAGAAACGCAGGCGAUACGGCCGUUGCCACCGCUCGUUCAGGCUGAGCUUCUGGACAAAGCCAAAGCCCUGAUCGACUCGCUGGCCCCUUCGACGGACCGAGAUUAUGCACUGAUGGCCAUAGGAGGACUAGGAGGACUAAUAACAAGCGGCGCUGUAUUACUAUUCCGGUCUUCGGCGCGGUAA